AUGGCCAACGGCACUUCGGUUGGGGAGACGAAGUUCAUAUAUUACAUCGAUGAAGAAGAAACUCCUUACCUUGUUAAACUCAACAUUGCUCCAGAAAAAGUCACUCUUGGCGAUUUCAAGAACGCUCUAAACAGACCGCAUUCGAAAUUUUUUUUUAAAUCACUGGACGAUGAUUUCGGGGUUGUUAAGGAGGAAAUAUUCGAAGAUAACGCUCCACUCCCUUGUUUCAAUGGCCGUGUCGUUUCUUGGUUGGUGACUACAGAUGAAAGUAUAGCAUCUGAUCCAGGUGUUCUCAACCCCUCAGUUGAGGCAAACGCUAGUGUAAAUAGUAGUAAAUAUGAUCCUAACCUUGAUUUGGAGUCAAAUAAUACGCGCAACAACGAAUGCAAAAUCAACUCUUGUGUACUUCAGUCACAUACAACCGCUGCUCCAGCUGAUUCUACUUCUGCAAACCUGGGUCAUAGAGGAAAUAUUGGACAAAAUUACGAUACAGAAACGGAAUCUGUACAUAGUGCUAACCAAGAUCGCAUUGCUCCUCUACGGAAUUUUCACAAUUAUAAAUCUAGUGGUCGACAUCACCAUACAACGAGUGGUGGUAGUCAUAUUACUCAACAGACAACCCAUAGUGGUUCACGCCAUCGCCACUAUCGUUAUUUGCCUAGUUCAAAUACCUAUGAAGCUCCUUCAAUGAUGAGUUCUGAUUUAGAAUCAACUAGCUUCUUAGACUCGGAAGAAGAAUCUAGCAGAUUUUCAUCAGUCACUGGAACAACAUUAUCUUCCCGUCGGUAUGGUCGUGCACGUCGCAGACGAAGACGUAGGCGUCCACCACCAAUCAGCCGAGCCUCUUCGUUCAGCAGUAUUACAGACUCCACCAUGUCUUUAAAUAUUGUGGCAGUUACGUUGAACAUGGAUAUCGUCAAUUUCUUGGGUAUUAGUAUAGUUGGUCAGUCAAAUAAAUCUGGAGAUGGUGGGAUUUAUGUAGGUUCUAUCAUGAAGGGUGGUGCUGUCGCUCAAGAUGGACGAAUUGAACCUGGGGAUAUGAUUCUGGAAGCAAAUGGAAUUAGUUUUGAAGAAAUGAGUAAUGACGAUGCAGUUCGCACAUUACGAGAGCAAGUUCAGCGUCCUGGACCUAUUACAUUAGUUGUUGCUAAAUGUUGGGAUCCUAAUCCAGCCGAACGUUAUUUUACAAUACCUCGUCAAGAACCUGUACAUCCUAUUGAUCCGCGUGCCUGGGUGUUACAUACCAACGCAAUGACCACACCAGACUCACAGGUUCAAAGUAGUGAUAUACAUAGACAAGUUAAUGGGACUUCCAUGACUGGUGCCUCGUCAGGUGGUGAGUCUAGCUCCACUCUUAGUCCCCCUGGUCUUACCCCUGGUAUGAGUAUGGGCACUUUGACAUCAGGGCAAACUUCAAUGCCGCUAGGCACAAGUGCAGCAGCGUUCAAUAUGGCUGCUUUACUUGCAGCCUCUAAACAAAAACAGCAACAAGAACAAGAACAUCAGCAGCAACAACAUUUACUUCAACAACGAAUUCAUUUAUCACAACCCGCGUUUUAUCCUACGUCAAAUUUAUUACUUCCCCAUGGUUAUACUCAACAGGUCGCUCCUAGCAUUGUUACUGCAUCCAGCUCGCUGCCGGAGAUUGAACGUUACUCAGACCCCAUUCCAUUAGGUCUAUCGACAAGUAUUCCCACAGUUAUUCGUGCAAUGCUCCAACCUGAUUCUGGUCUUGAUAUUAGGGAUCGUAUGUGGCUCAAGCUAACCGUACCAAACGCGUUUAUAGGUUCUGAUCUAGUUGAUUGGCUUUUCCGUCACUUGGAUGGUUUGACCGAUCGCCGGGAAGCCCGAAAGUAUGCAUCUAAUCUGCUCAAAUUGGGAUACAUUCGGCAUAUUGUAAAUAAGUUAACUUUUUCGGAACAAUGUUAUUAUGUCUUCCGGGAUAUAAGUGAACAUAUGUCUUGCUUAAGCCUAGAAGAAGUUGAUAGUGUCAGUGAAGUUGGUGCACAUUCUCAUCCCAAUUGGGGACACAAUACAACAAGUACUAGUUUAACUGUUAGGGCUGGUGCUAGCAUGCCUGAUUACAAUCCGGGUUUUUCUGGAUCUCAUGGAAUCGGAGCAGCAAGUAGAGAAGGGAAUAGCAGUCAGUAUAGCACCGUCCCACCGAUGUAUCAUCCACCUGCUCCGCCUCUUGCUGCUCCUAUUCGUCAGUUGAUCGCAGACGGUCAAAAUAUAGCUGCUAACGCAAAUCUCCAACAGCCACACAGUGGGCCCCGAUUGAAUAAUGGAAAUAGGGAUAAUAUUUCAGGCUAUUCCAGUUCAACAUCUAGUACAAGUAGUGAGUCAGGUCAUUUCGCUCAUGAAAUUCCUGGACAUACGAAAUCACGCCCCAAAGAAACAUCCGCGUCAAACCACAUUGGGGUUCAGGGAUUCAGCCAUUCUAGACAACAAGAUUCAGUUUUACCAAAUGUACGGUCACUAAAACAGCAACAUUCCCAGUCAAAUUCUAAUUUGGCACAAAGUCUCUCUGCUACUGGUGGUGUUGCAGGCAAUCAGUCUAGAUUAAGACCUCCUUUUUAUUCUAAUGGUAAUGAUCUAUCUCAACAAAACGAGCUUGCAGCAUCAUCUACAGGAUCUAGUUCAACUUCUUUUGGAAACCCAAGACAGAAUGUUCCCGCUAAUAAUUCUGAUAGCAAGCAACACCAAACACAGGAAUCAGUUAAACGAGAUUCUAUGCUCAGUUCGAAAAGUAGUAGCAGCAGUAGCUGUACUCCGUUGAAUGCAAACAUGCAGGAAAAGCGACUGUUCAAUUCACAUCGGUCAUCCUUAGACAUGAAAUCUGGAAAAACAGAAUUACCGUGGUUUGGAAAGAUUUUUCUACCUCAUCCCAUCUCUUCUCGAAGGUUUCCAAAGAGAUAUAAUUAUUUUGACCACUUCGUUGUAAUUACAGUGAUAUGUGAUACUCGGAUUUCCAUAAUAUAA
This is a messenger RNA of Schistosoma guineensis, 2982 nucleotides long. Lineage: Eukaryota; Metazoa; Platyhelminthes; Trematoda; Strigeidida; Schistosomatidae. The record is from the annotation of a GenBank genome assembly.